UGUAACCAAAGAAUAUCGAUAUAUUGAUAUUUUGAUAAAUUAUCAACAACCCUAUUUAUUUUGCGAAGAAAAACUGCAGCGAGAAAACUUGUGAAAAGGGUUUUUUUUCGCGGCAGGUGUAAUCUAAUAGAAGCUCGUGACGAGUGCUUUUCGUUCGCAGUUUAUAGUUUUUAGCGCAAUCUUUGAAGCUAGCGCAGCGCAUUCCGGUCCCCACACAUAUUCGGCGAAAAGACGCUGCGUCUGUGUGUGUGCGUGUAGACAAUUGACUUGCGUGGUGCCGGGUUACAUAUUUUUAUUGAAUUUUUCGGAAAACGGCCCAAACAAAUGCGCUUGGACUAGCUCGGGCACGAAUCGGAGGCAUAGCACUCGAAUCUCGGAGAGAACCAACGAAAAGAAGCCAAAAUGAUGUUCACGGGGACUAACCAGCAGCAGGACACCAGGUUCAGCGACAAGGAGAAGAAGCUGAUGAAGCAGAUGAAGUUCGGUGACUGCCUGAACAAGCGGGUGGACAUGUCCAAAGUUAAGCUGGACGUGCUGCGGCCGUGGAUCAGCAAGAAGAUCACCGACAUCCUGCACAUCGAGGACGAUGUGGUGGUGGAGUUCGUCUACAACCAGCUAGAGGAGGAGAAGUAUCCCUGCCCCAAGAAGAUGCAGAUCAAUAUGACCGGCUUCCUCAACGGCCGCAAUGCCCGCCAAUUUAUGGGUGAGCUCUGGGCUCUGCUGCUCUCCGCCCAAGAGAGCGAAUCCGGCAUACCGGCGGAGUUCAUACAACAAAAAAAGGAUGAGAUUCUGAAGCGCGAGGAGGACCAGCGCCAGCGAGACAGAUCGCGAUCCAGGUCGCGUUCCCGUUCCCAACGCGACAGUUCCCGGCGCGAUCGCAAGCGUGACCGCUCUCAGGGUAGCGGCAAGUCAAAGUCACGCUCACGUUCCCGCUCCCAGAAGCCAGCCAACAACGGGGCGGUGCCCAGUGCUGCCCGCGAGGCAGCUGCCAAUGCGGCAGCCCGGAUCCGAAAGCGCGGCUCCUCCACAGGCCGCCCUCCAUCCAGAGAAAGACGUCCCAGCCGCGGCCGUCCUCACUCGCGAUCUCCUAUCCGCUCCCGCCAGAAGUCGCGCUCCCCAUCCAAGGGGUCGCCCAAAAAGUCUGGCUCCGCGGAUGCCGCCAACACCAAGACUGUCAACGGCCGGCACUCAACGGACAAGUCGCCACCGGCCAAAGGGAAGUCGGCCUCUCGCUCUCGCUCCCGCUCACGAUCCCGGUCCAGGUCUCGAUCUCGUUCUCCGCGCAGCCGUUCCCGCUCUGGAUCCCGGGCUAGUAAUAAGCGAUCACGCUCUCGCAGCUCCUCGCCGCGCAGUCGCCGCCGAGCCCGCUCCAGCAGCAUCUCGCUGUCCCCGGAGCGCCAGCAGGAUCAGUUCGAGCACCGACGCAACAAGAACAGCGUGCAGAACAAGCGCCAGUACCGCAACAAUCGCGGCGACUCAGUCAGCUCCAUGGAGCGCGGCAACGAUCGAGGCAGGCAGUUUGGCGGCGGCGGAGGUGGCGGACGCCGGGGUGGCAGACGAUUCUCACCGCGCGGCCGCAGUCCCAUGCGCCAGGACAAUGGUGGAGGCAAUCGAUUCCAACGCUCUAACUCACGGCGCCGCUCCCGGUCACGUCGCCUUUCCCGUUCGCCCAUGCGCUAUUCCCGAUCACCUAGGCGCUUCAACAAUCGCCGACGCUCACCCAUGAUGAACUUUAGAGGCGGAGGACGCGGUGGAGGCCGUGGCAUGGGCGGUCAUCGCCAGAUGUGGCAGCACCGUGGCGGCUCCCCGAACUUCCGCGGAGGCGGCCGCAUUCACUGGCAGGCUAGACACAGUCCCGGCGGUGGUGGCCGCGGAGGCGGUGGAAUGGGACGCUUCGAUCGUCGCCAGUCGCCCCAACAGAACCGCUACCACAGGCAGUCCCCUAUGCAGCACCAGCCGUUCCGUAAGCAAUUCUCGCCGCCGUCGGGCCCCGGACGUCGCUUCUCGUCCCCGCAACAGCGCCGAGGAUCCCGCGACCGUCGACCCAACUCCAGAGAAAGACGCAGCUCUCCGGGAGGCGGCGGUGGGCAUGUGAAUCGGUGGGAUAACCCGCCACCGGCUAGACACCGACGCUCCACGUCGGAGAGCUCCGGCGAGGGAGGAGGCAGACGCCCACAGCAACUGCACCGGCAGCGCAGUUCCAGCCCACAGGAGAGACGUGGACGGAGUCGCAGUCGCAGCCACAGCCGGCAGAGAAGUAAUGAGAGGAGCCGUAGUCGUUCUAGCCCGCGUCGCAGUCGCAAGCGGGAUAGUCCAAUUGAACGAUCCUCGGUGGAGUUCACCGGCCCGGCAGUCAACACCAUCGAUCUGUGCCGGGAGGAACAACGCAAAGCCAAGCCAGUAGAAACAGUCAUUGUGUCGGACCAGGACGAGGCCAAGCAGAGCGCCUUCGCCAGCCUGUCACGAACUCCUUCUCCGUUCCUUAAGCCCCACGAGCGCCUUGCGGCCAAAGCGGCACCAAAGAAAUCACGCGACCAGAGCCAGAGCAGUAGCUCGGACAGCAGCGCGGAUAGCGACGACAGCGAUGACCAGCCGCGUCGAAAGAAGCCCGCCGAUGCUGCCAAGGGAAAGGCAAAGAGCAAGGCGCGGCGCAGCUCCGAAAGCUCCAGCAGCAGCGACCAGAGCGACGACGAGGACAACUCCAGUGCAGACGAUCGCUUGAAGAAAAAGAAACAACAGCUGCAAAAGGAAAAGGAGAAGGAAGCUGCCGCCCUUAAGGAGAAGGAACGUGAGAAGGAAAAGGAAAAGGAGAAAGACAAGCGACGUUCGGACAAGAAGGGCAAACGUGUCACUACAUCCAGCGGGGACGAGGAGUCCAUGGGCGGGCGCAGCAGCAGCCGCAAGCGCAGCCAUAAGAAAUCUCGGCGGGAGGAUGACGACGAAGGUGGCAUUGUGGCAGAAGACAACAGCGAUUCCGAGGACGAGCCCGUCUCCAAGAAGAAGCGCAAGAAGACAAGGAAGGCGCCCGACUCCAGCGACAGUGACUCCGAUGCCUCAUCCAAGCGCAAGAAGCAUAAGAAGCACAAGAAACACAGCAAGAGGAGCAAGAAGCACAAGAAACACAAGCGGAAGAGCAGCGCCGGCAAGUCGCGAGCGGACAGCAGCUCCGGGGGCAGCAGCGACGAGGAUGAUCAGCAGCUAGGAUCGGCAACCAAACGAAACGGGAACGGCAAACUGCCGCUCAUCCUGCCUGGCGGUACGGGGCCGGGAGUCAUUAACGAAGACCUGGAGAAGCAGCUGCGGGAGCGAGCCCUCAAAUCCAUGAAGAAGCUGGACUGAACGACCGACUAGACUAUGUGCGAUUGAUGAUUGAUUGCCCAGACACACACACUAAACACACUGACACACACACACACAUACUAGACCAUCAUACAUCAAGCAUCAACCAUCAAGACUCCAACCACUCGCCUCCACAGACAGACGUACGUAGCCAUUAAAAUAUUAUACAUUAAAACCAAGUAAACAUUCAUUAACUGCAUACAUUGUAUUUCUUAAAUGUAUUUCACCUACCGUUUAAGUUCUUUUGCCUAAAAAACAAACCACAGUAGCGACUAAAUUAGCGAGCCAACAUUAAGCGAAGGAUACAGAUUGCAUUAUGUACAAAAAGAAUGGAAAGAAUACCCCCAGAUAUACCCCCAGACUAUUUAGCCCUCCCCCAGUGGUUUUAAAUACAUUAAUUAAUUCCCAAAAACCGACGAAUCGAAAUUCAAUACACUUCAAAUCGUACAUCCGUUUGGCAAAAUGUAUUGUUGCCGCAGUUUAAUUUAUAAGUAGGUUUUACAGAAUGUAAUUAACGAUGCCCGGAACGCAUUUUGUGUGUUUUGAGGAGCAUUAACUAAAUGAGAAAAUAAACAAUUGUAAAAUUA
This is a messenger RNA of Drosophila ananassae, 3926 nucleotides long. It is a transcript of the gene Srrm1, whose product is annotated as serine/arginine repetitive matrix protein 1. The transcript is spliced from 4 exons. Gene Ontology annotation, biological process: mRNA processing; regulation of mRNA splicing, via spliceosome. NCBI's taxonomy places the organism in Eukaryota, Metazoa, Arthropoda, Insecta, Diptera, Drosophilidae. The coding region runs from base 403 to 3339 and encodes 978 amino acids. Gene Ontology annotation, molecular function: RNA binding. Gene Ontology annotation, cellular component: spliceosomal complex. The record is from RefSeq and is a predicted model, not a curated record.